Ectocarpus sp. CCAP 1310/34 is the source of this 2081-nucleotide messenger RNA. NCBI's taxonomy places the organism in Eukaryota, Phaeophyceae, Ectocarpales, Ectocarpaceae. The record is from the annotation of a GenBank genome assembly.
CUCUCCCCCCCUACACCUUACCUCGCUCGGUCUAGCUGAGUUCUCACGAAUACGCAGAGGAAUGGCUGCUGGCCUUCAGGGACGACGAUACCAGCACAGGAAUGGCCGGACGAAGCUUGAUUUUGCGACGGCUACAAGUCAGUGGACGAUCAGCUGCUGGGCCUUCGGGCUCCUGACGCUGUGCCUUUUUUCCCGGGGAAGCACGUCAACAUCCGCCGAGAAGGAUGUGGUGAACGCUCGACCAAAAUCAAGAGAGCUUUCCACUUACUAUUCAUCCUACUACAGCACCUACGACGAGCGGGAGUACCUCUACGAUCGGUAUCUCGAUGAUUGCGCAUUUGCCUCUGAUUUGUUCGACUGCUUUUGCCACCCGGAAGAUUUUUCCGAUGGAGAAUGCAACUAUUUGAACAACUACGAGCUCUGCAACUACGACGGUGGGGAUUGCUGUGAAGAAACAUGUAUCGAUAGCACUUACAAAUGCGGAAUCUCGGGAUACGACUGCUGGGAUCCAGACCAGGAGCGAAAGACGACCGAAGUAUCACCGGACUAUACCUAUCUCUGCAAUGAUAUCUGGUUAUCAGAUGGACACUGCGAUGACGACAACAACGUGGAAGAAUGCUCUUUCGACGGCGGAGAUUGUUGCGUGGACUCAUGUGUGGAUGCGAAGUACACCUGCGGUGUCACUUACAGAGACCAAUGCGACCCUCAGUCUUCGGACUGCAAUCUUCGGUUGAUUUGUUUGGACCCUGUCUACAAAACGCCCGCGCCGACGCCGACCCUCUUCAAUCGCACUUGCCCCGUUGAAGAUAUUGGAAAUGGUCGGUGCGACGACGAGUAUAACAACGAAUUCUGUCUUUUCGAUGGUGGCGAUUGUUGUGCACCAAGCUGUCUUGGAGAAUCUUGCGGGGCAUAUGAGUACGACUGCAAAGAUCCCAACACUCCGGAGUACGGCCUUGAGUGCAACAUGGAUUACGUGGGUGAUGGCGAGUGCGACAGCGUUACGAAUUCCCAAGAGUGCCAGUACGAUGGAGGAGACUGCUGCGAACUGACGUGCAAGGACUCUGUUUAUAUGUGUGGAGUAAAUUUUUUUAACUGCACGGGUCCUUUGCCAUACAACGCCGCCACAGCGUUGAGCAUUCUUGGCUGCUCUGGUUCAUGGCUCCGGUAUAUUUUGACGGUGAUGGUCGCUUCGGUGGGGUGGGAGAUUUGGUGAGAAGGGAUUUCUUUGCGCGUCUCCAGGUGUGUGGCUGUGCGGUACGUUUCGUCAGCAAUUCUUCGGCUUUUCUUGCUUAGAUAUUAUUUUGUCUCACAGAUAAUGUUUGCGUGUCUUUCGGAACAGGUUUCGUCAGUUCCGGCGGCGUCUCGGCAAGGAGGAGUUUUGUCGAGGCUUGGGUACGCGUGUUGGGAAAGAGGCAAUUUUUGGCAGUGGGAUGUCUUGAGUCGGUGCUGGCCUUCAAGCAACUUCCAGACGUCGAUUGACAAAGGGUGCCCUAUUGGAACUAAAUACCUCGUUUCUCCGGGGAUAUACAUACGUAGGUGUCGGUUGGUGGCUUAAAUAUAGUGCCCAAAUUAGAGUUGACGUCUGCUUCGCGCUACGUUUUGAAGCAUCUCAAAGGGAAUUCACGGCGAGGUGUGCGAUGUCUUGGCUUAGCCAAACUUUCGGCGGCACACCAUCUUCCUGCCUGGAAAACAGCCGUUUGUCCGAGGAUUUUGUCGGGUCCAGCGAUAGUUUUCGUGGAGUGCACAUAUUUUUCAUGGGUCGGGUGUCCUGAUGAGAGAAGCAGAGAGAUUUGGGUGGGAGUAUGCACAAGCGGCGAGGGCGGGGAUUGGUGAGAUAAAUCGACGAGAUUAUUCACUAAGAAACCCGCCGCAGCACCUAUUACUAGUCGUAUUUUUCUCUUAUAGCGAGCUUCUUGCAUAUAUUUCUGGCCCUCUGUGGUGUGAUGUGUCAUGUAUGCACAUACAUAUAUUAGGUGUCUCGAAAUGCCUCGUUUUUCUUGUUCUAUUCUGGGCUAUCAACAACCAUCUCUGUAUUAUUAUUGUCAUCUCUGUAUCGUCACCAAAUACCAACACCUGUACUU